This is a messenger RNA of Gastrolobium bilobum, 285 nucleotides long. Its product is annotated as dynein light chain 1, cytoplasmic-like. Gene Ontology annotation, biological process: microtubule-based process. The record is from RefSeq and is a predicted model, not a curated record. Bases 1 to 285 code for a protein of 94 amino acids. Gene Ontology annotation, cellular component: dynein complex. The transcript has 2 exons. Gene Ontology annotation, molecular function: dynein intermediate chain binding; dynein light intermediate chain binding. NCBI's taxonomy places the organism in Eukaryota, Viridiplantae, Streptophyta, Magnoliopsida, Fabales, Fabaceae.
AUGUUGGAAGGAAAAGCUAUGGUGAAAGAAACAGACAUGCCUUUGAAGAUGCAAAUUCAAGCCAUGUCAUCUGCUUCUCAGGCCCUUGAUAUCUAUGAUGUUUGUGACAGCAUAUCUAUUGCAGGCCACAUCAAGAAGGAGUUUGAUAAGAUGUAUGGAAGUGGCCAGUGGCAAUGUGUAGUGGGUUCCAAUUUUGGGUGCUUUUUCAGCCAUUCACCAGGGACUUUUAUAUAUUUUGCUGUGGAGACCCUUAAUUUUCUUAUCUAUAAGGGAGCCUCCUCUUGA